Poecilia reticulata (guppy) is the source of this 3625-nucleotide messenger RNA. It is a transcript of the gene slc3a2b, whose product is annotated as solute carrier family 3 member 2b. NCBI's taxonomy places the organism in Eukaryota, Metazoa, Chordata, Actinopteri, Cyprinodontiformes, Poeciliidae. The record is from RefSeq and is a predicted model, not a curated record. Gene Ontology annotation, cellular component: basolateral plasma membrane; apical plasma membrane. Gene Ontology annotation, molecular function: aromatic amino acid transmembrane transporter activity; L-leucine transmembrane transporter activity; L-alanine transmembrane transporter activity. Gene Ontology annotation, biological process: L-alanine import across plasma membrane; phenylalanine transport; L-leucine import across plasma membrane.
GUCCCCCAGCAGCCACUUAACUCGCAAUACCUUGGGCCGCCUCUGCUAGAAGGAAAUCCAUCUUUUUAUCGUCAGCUACUGAGUGGAGCUGAGUGUUUCCUACUGCACUUGAAGGCAGCAGAUAGAGCAAGCCUGGCAGACGCUGAUUGAUUUUUACAAGCUCACCAGCAGACACAUCGUUUACAGCAAACCUCAUCCUUUAAAAAAAAAAAAAGAAAGAAGGAAAGCUCGGGGACAGACAGCGAGCUGGAGGCGAGAUGAACACGGAGGAGACUAAUGUGGAGAUGAAGGAUGCUCAGAACAUCAGCGCGGAGCAGAAGGACGGCCCGGAUGAGGCUCCGGAUGAGGCUCCGGAUGCGGCCCCGGAUGCGGCUCGGGCCGCUGUGGAUGCUGAUGCUACCGAGGCUGAUGUGAGCGAGGCCGACCUGGACCAGGAGGAGCAGGAGAAGCAACCGAUGACCGCCGAUGGAGACCUGCCCCCGGAGGCUCCUCCUGAGGGGAGGGAGGAGGUGGACGCGGAGAAAAAUGGCUCCGUGAAACUGAAGAUCCUGGAUGAGGCGGAGGAGACGUUCACCGGCCUGAACAAGGAGGAGCUGCUGCGGGUGGCGGGGACUCCUGGUUGGGUAAGAACCCGCUGGGCGCUGCUGCUGGUGUUCUGGCUCGGCUGGUUGGGGAUGUUGGUAGGAGCUGUCCUCAUCCUGCUGCAGGCUCCUCGAUGCAGAGAGCUGCCGGCCACCAGCUGGUGGAACCAAGGCCCACUGUACCAGAUAGGAAACAUCCACGCCUUCACCGACACACACAACCUGAAGGGUGUGGAGCAGAAGAUGACCAGUUUGUCCCAGUUGAAGGUGAAAGGUUUGGUGAUUGGACCGAUUCACGUUGCUCCACCUGAUGAAGCCAUCAGCCUGAGGUUUGAGGAAAUUUCACCUGAAGCCGGAAACCUGGAGCAGUUUAAAGGUGUCAUCCAGGCGGCUCGCCGAAAAGAUAUUUCUGUGGUUUUGGAUUUGACUCCAAACUAUCAGGGUUCUUCUGGACCCUGGUUCUCCAGAAACAGCAUAACAAACGUAGCAGAGAGACUGAAGUCUGCCCUGGUGUUCUGGCUGAACCAAGGAGUGGACGGAGUCCAGCUGUCUGGAGUGGAGCAGCUGGUCAGCACGGUCCCAGCUCUCUGGGCUGACAUCCGGGCCAUCGUCCAGAACGGGACAGACCAGGAUCUGAGAGGCGGGUCAGAAAGACUCCUGCUCGGCGUCACAGAAAGCUCCUCUGCUGACGGUGUGUCUGCUCUUCUGUCCUCCACUGAAGUGGACCUCCUCAUAUCCAAAGUUCUGACAGCGGGCGGCCCUGAGCCUGCCCGCUACGCCCACACCGUCCAGAGGCUCUACUCCAACCACACGCAGACCAAGCUGGCCUGGAAUCUGGGGGGGCGAGACGACGGUCACCUUGCCUCAUUAGUUCCCCCAGCUCAUGUCAAACUGUACCAGCUGCUGCUGUUGACGCUGCCUGGGACGCCUGUCUUCAGCUACGGAGACGAGAUCGGCCUGAUGGACGGGGAAUCCAAGUUUCCCAAGAUGCUUUGGGACUUUGAAGACGARCUGAAUGGAAGUCUGCAGGAGGAUCAGUCUGACAGGCUGUCCCUCCGCAAUUUCUUCCGCUCUGUGAGCGAGCUGCGGGCCAAACAGCGCUCCCUCCUUCACGGAGACUUCCUCCUCCUCUCCAACUCCUCCUCGUCUCUGGCGUACCUGCGGGUCUGGGAUCAGAACGAUCGCUACCUGGCUGCCUUCAACUGGGGGCCGGAGGAGGAGGCGGUGCYGCAGACAAGYGAAGCGGCGCUGCCUCGUCAUGCUGCRGUCGCCCUCAGCACCAACAGCAGCGCCCUCCCUGAAGGCAGCAGCGUGGACCUGACGGAGCUGCGGCUCGGCCCCGGACAGGCCGCGCUCAUCAAGCUUCCUCACACCGGAUAGAGGAAAAUGUUUAGUGUUUGCAUUUCUUUUAUGUCUGUAUUUAUUGUGUGUCAACCUGCAGAGGAUGAUGCUGGAGAGUGGAGCACUGAAUCAGAGCAGUUAUUGUUGUGACACAUUGUGGCUUCUGUUGUCUGCRGGGAUUCCCAAACUUUUCCAUGCCGCGGCCCCCCAAACUGCAUCAGCUUCUGAGCUUUGCCCCCUUUGCAAAACUCACCAAAUAUAUACAUGAACGCCAACUUUUAGACUGAUUUUCUCACUUUUAUUCUCUAUUCUCAAUUGUUUGUUUGGCAUAAAUSCUGCCUCACACCUCUUGAUCUAAUAGUUGGCCAUCCUACGGUUACUUGAGGAGUAAAGCAAAUGUUUUUAUUUUUAAAAAUGUGGAAAAACAAUGUUAGUUCACGGUUUCUCCAGAGGAGAAACUUUGGGGCUAAAUGUUUUGCUUCUUAAAAGAUCUGCGAACGUUGGUUCAGCUGUAAACAAGCUGCUCUCAUUUUUAUGCGCCUUGUUCAAAGAAAUCUGCCUUACAUCAGAGGUGAGUGGCUCCUUGGUAUGUUAACAGAGAAACCGGUCGUCCACUAAUAGUGUAAAAACAGACUUGAGUUCAUUGUUGGUCAAUGAAGAAAGAACAGGAGGAGCGGAAACGUCUCAGCAUUUAAUGAUUACUAAGAGGGAAUACCUUACCUUUAGGAAGGAGAAAAGAACAUGACAUGAACUUUUAUGACAUUAUCAUGAAUUUUGUUGAAUUUGAUAGUUAAAUACAACACGUGAAUAAUUGUAAGUUGUAUGGAUAAAUUAAACUAAGUUGAGUUGGUGAAGGAUGUGGAGAAGAAGAAGAAAUAUGGACAGUAAAUGUAAAAGCAUAAUGAUGAGAGGAGAAAUGAUGUAGGGAUGAAGAGUGGAUGGAGGUCUGACAGUGUGGGACAGACUGAUAACACAAGGCUGGGCAGGAAACAUGGAAAUCCCUCCAGCUGUGUGCCGUUACUGAAACUGAUAAACUAACAAAUAKKAAUCAUUCUCUUCUUCUUUGGUCUUAUUUUACCAGGAGUUUUGUGUGUAAGAGGUGAACGUGACUUUCGUCUGUAUCUGUAACACACUGUGCACUUAUGUAUUGCAUUCUGUGAAAAUGAAAAACAUAAACUGUUUUCAAGCAAGCAAAGAGAUUUCUGAUGGCUAGUAUUCAUAAUUAGAAAAAUAGAUUUUAUCCAGAAAGCACAGCAUCUUGCAAACCUAGGCUUCAACAUAUAAAGGYGUAAAAAAAWUUUUUUGCAUGUACCACUUUAGCAGCAUAGAUGUUUUGUUACAAAUUUCUCUCAAUGUUAUGGCUAAAUGUUGACUCAUUAUUCUUUACAUUAAACUUCAGUUUUAAGUUUAAUCAGAUUUAAGUUUCCCAGAUUUAGUAGUUGCUAAGUAAAGUCCAAAUCAGUUGGGAUCCGAAAAAUUUUUGGGGGGAAUCAUCAGUAAUAUAAAUGUAAAAAAAAAAAAAACAUAAAACAGGAGUCAGCAUUUGUUUGUCAACUGCAGGAAAUGAGCUCAUUGGAUUUCUAUCCAGAAAAGUCAUAGUAGAGGAAGUUAAAUACAUUMCACUUUUGUUUUCUUCUAUCUGUCCACAGUAGGUUUGGUGAUGAUGAAGUUAUCUUCACAUAACAAUGGAUCUGUCCACAGGG